AUGGCUCAAUACCAAUACUCGACCCUUGAACCAACUGAAAAGAAAAUUCGGCUCCUUCUAGUCGAGAGGGGGGAGCGAUACCGGCCUAUUAAAUGCUGGCUCUUUGAUUCUUAUCCUGACGAGGAAAAGGGAGUCUCGUACAAGGCCUUGUCAUAUCCAUGGGUUACGACAGUGAUUGGAUGGACGAUCCAAACUCACACCAUAGACGUGUCUGGGAAUCAGUUCACGGUAACGGAGAACUUAUAUUCAGCCCUGCUCGAAAUUAGAUCUGCGUAUGAAGACGUGAGGCUAUGGGUUGACUCCAUUUGCAUCAAUCAAAACGACAAACAAGAGAAAGGUCACCAAGUCAAGCAAAUGGGGGACAUCUACGAAGGCGCGGAAGAGGUACUCAUCUGGUUGGGUCCCAAAAGCGAUGGGACCACGUCUCUUAUGGAACUGAUCACUUGGGUUGACAGCGAGGCAAAGGAUACCCACGCGCUUGGGGGAGAAGAGGACUGGGUUAGUCUCUGCGGUCGGCUGAUGGAGCGGCGGUUCCAGGAUCCCAACGUCGACACCCUUCCAACACAACGUGAAGCGCUUCAGACGCUUCUCGAGAGACCAUGGUUCAAUCGGGUAUGGAUUCUUCAGGAAUUCGCCAAGGCCAGAAAGGCCACGAUCAUGUGUGGCUCAGGCUCUUGCCCUGCGCGAACAUUUGCCCUGAUGCCCUCGCUGAUGGGGCUGGAAGCCCCUGAGCAUACUCAAGCGGUGCUGGAUAUUAUGCCUCAGAUUCGGAAAAACACCUGGUGGUCUUCACAGAGGACUCUCCAUUCUCUUCUCGUGAAAUUCCGCAAAACCCAAGCCACUCCUGCGCGAGAUAAAAUCUAUGCCUUACUCGGCAUAUCUGAGGAUGCCAACGACUCAGAAAAGUUCUAUCCUUGCUACGAGAAAGACGAUGGCCAGGUUAUCCGAGACACCUUGAGUUUCUUAUUAUUCGGAGAGAUCCUCGAUUCUAACUAUGCCCUUCCCGCAGCCACGCUGUCAGCGCUGUCCCAUCCCAUAUACCUGUUGGCCCAAAGGGUCUUUGACUGGAUCAAGAAGCUGGGGUGGUACUAUGACACCAAGUCGGAGGAGGGGCUGCGAGACGAAGUCUACGCGCCCAAUGUGGUAAUCGACUACCAGUCGCUGACUGGGAAGGAUCCAUGGACGGUGACGGGACCUGAAUGGGCGGCGCAGGCCAUCGGGCUUGUUGAAUCCUUUGAUGCGUGCCAACACAAGUAUGGCCACACGAUUAUCCGACUCCCACAACCCGGAACUGCCCCCCGGCCUGAUCGGGCGACUGCGCUUGCCCAGUGCACAGGAACGAUGGUGAAGAAGAGCGUAAAUGGAGCCCCUCUGUUGCAGGACGGGGGGAGAGCCAUCUUUGAUGUGGUUCGGCUGCCAGAGCUGGAGGCAAAAGGGGAGAACCCGUGGAGAAUUACGCGGCAGGAAGUCGUCUUAGCGAAGCUAGAGGAGAAUAAAGCCCAAGGCCACCCGCCGCAGAAGCGGCAAGCCAAGGAACCGGAGGCCAAGGAUGAAGGCGGUCGCGUAUCUCCCAAGCGAAGACGGCAUAGCCACCAUGAAGAUAUCAAGGGGGCCAAAAGGGAGCCACCCGUCACCGGCAACAUUGAAGAAAUUGCAAAAAGGGUCCUCGAAAAGUACGGCGAGCCUCCUCUGCAGGAUCUCGUAGACGAAAAAUGGCCGGCAAGCCAAAUUGUCAUGACGCACAUUCUCAAUGCGAUGCUCUCGUCGGCUCGCAUCUCCCACGACAUUGCGAAAAGGGCUCUCAAGUAUCUUCUCGAUGCUAAGUAUAACGACCUCGAAGUCCUUCACAAGACGACUUGGCGUCAAAGGGCAGACUUUUUGUCGGAGGCAGGGAUCCUUCCGGGUGACGAGGAAAGUGACGUAGCCCGCGCCAAACUCGCCAUCGAGCUCCGCGAAAUUAAGGGGCUGGGCCCACUUGGAGUAGAAAUCUGCUUGGGAUACAUCCAGGGCUAUUUCCCAAAAGUCGCGCCAUUCCUCGCCACACGGUGUCUCGAGACGGCGAAGAAGAUUGGCAUGGGAGACGAUGUGGACGCCAUUUUUAAGGCUGUCGGAUCGGACCCCGAAUCCAUGGCGAGGAUGGAGGCCGCGCUUACGAGGGUGAGGUUUGAGAAGAGGGAAGGUGAAUUCAGGACCAGGGCUAUGAGUCUAUGA
Molecule: messenger RNA, 2211 nt
Organism: Scedosporium apiospermum
Lineage: Eukaryota; Fungi; Ascomycota; Sordariomycetes; Microascales; Microascaceae
Exons: 7
Coding region: 1-2211 (736 amino acids)
Source: RefSeq, a predicted model, not a curated record